AUGUCAAGAAGAGCUUAUCCAACCGAUCCAACCAAUGUUUUGGCAGGACAAGCAGGUGGACCACAAGGCGGUCAACAACAACAACCAAUGCCAGUUGCACCACAACCCUUUAAUGGUAUUGGUGGUCAACCAGUUGUAGGAGGAGGACAACCACAACCAAUGCCACCACAACAACCAUUCUAUCCACCAACAAAUAACUAUCAACAACCUCCACUACCCGUAGCAGGAGGAGUAGGAGUACCAUAUCAACCUCAACCACCUAUGGUAGGCGGUCCAGUUGUUGGUGUAGCACAACCACCAUUCCAACCAUCUCCACCACAACAACAACCACCAACAACCAACCAAACCAUCUCUCCUUCAUCUGCAUCUGCAUCAUCUGCAUCAAAGAGAGCAUAUCCAGUUGACCCAAGCAACGCCAAUUCACUCGUUUCAGGUAUGCAAAAUCUGAACGUACAAGGACAACAACAACAACAACCAUAUGGUCAACCACAACCACAACCAGUUGUUGGUAAUGUUAUUCCACCACAAGUCAAUCUAUCAAACCACCAAGCUGGAUUACCUGCUACCAAUACCAAUAUCAAUGGAUACCCAACUGCUCCAUACAACACCUCUCCCGUUGCACAACCACCAUACCAACAAGGAGGUCAACCACAACAAGGAGGAUACCAACCACAACCACCACAACAACAAUAUAAUCCAGCUCCAGUUCCAGCUCCAUACAAUCAAUACCAAGGUCAACAACCACAACAACAAUAUAAUCAAGUUCAACCACAACAAGGAGGAUACCAACAACAACAACCACAACAACAACAACAAGGAGGAUAUCAACCACAACAACCAUACAAUCAACAACAAGGUCAACAACAACACGCACAUCAACAAGCAUUAAAUUAUCAACAACAACAACAAAUGCCACAACAAGAUGUUGUACCAACAGCUGAAAAUCUUUGUCCAAAGAGUUUUAUGAGAAUGUCAAUGAAUGCAGUUCCAAAUUUACCAGCUACUCUUGGAAAAGUUCAUAUCCCACUUGGUUGUAGUAUUCAACCACUUGCUCUUGAUCCAAAUUUUGAAGUACCAUUAAUUUCAACACAAAUUGUUAGAUGUAAAAGAGUUUCAUGUAAAGCUUAUAUAAAUCCAUUUGUUGUUUGGGUUGAUGGUGGAGGUAGAUGGAAAUGUAAUGUUUGUGAUUUAGUAAAUGAUAUUACACAAGAUUAUUUUAGUCCAAUUGAUUUAACAACUGGAAAGAGAGCAGAUAUUGCACAAAGACCAGAAUUACAAAGAGGAUGUGUUGAAUUUUUAGCAUCAAGAGAAUAUACAAUUCGUGCACCACAACCACCAUCCUAUUUCUUUGUUAUCGAUGUUUGUUAUGAAUCUGUUGUAUCUGGAAUGUUAAAUUGCGCUAUUGAAUCUAUUAAAGCUUCUUUAGAUAAUAUGCCAGGAGAUUCAAGAACAAGAGUUGGAUUUAUGACAUUUGAUGAUAGUUUACAUUUUUAUAAUUUAAGAUUAAAUACUGGUAAGCCACAAGUUUAUGUGGUGACCGAGAUGGAUAAUAUAUAUGUACCACCAUUUGAUGACUUUUUAGUCAACCUCAAGGAAGCAAGACCAAUCGUCGAUAAAUUACUCGAUAUCAUUAAAACUACCCACAUGCAAAAAAAGGAACAAAAGGUCAUUUCAAGUUUAGGUAAUGCUUUAAAGGCUGCUUUCCAAAUUUGUCAAGGAGUUGGAGGUAAAAUUGUUGUAUUACAAAGUUAUUUACCAAGAGGACAUUUUGGUAAAUUACAAGUAAGAGAAUACCAACAACAACUUGGUACUAAAAAGGAAGCAUUACUAUUGCAACCAAGUGAUUUGGGAGAAUUCUAUAAAGAAUUUGGAUUGAAUUGUGUCAGUCAUCAAUUAUCGGUCGAUGUCUUUUUGUUUGGUACCGAUUAUGUUGAUACUUCGUCGUUGGGUUGUAUGGCACAGAUUACUGGUGGUGAGCUGUUUUACUACCCCUCGUUUAUUGCAUCGCGUGAUGGACAGACUUUUGCUGCCAACCUUAUGCACACUUUGACCCGUGUCACUGGCUGGGAAGCCGUUAUGCGUGUGCGUACCAGUCGUCAACUCAACAUCAACGUCUACCACGGCAACUAUUUCCUCAAGUCGAGUGAUCUCUUGUCUCUGGCCACUACUGACCAAGACAAGACAUACACGUUGCAAAUGAGCAUCAACGAUGCCAUUACAACCAAGUAUGUGACGAUUCAAGCCGCUCUACUCUACAGUCACUCGUCGGGUGAACGUCGUGUGCGUGUGUUGACCACUUCGGUGCCUGUUGUCACCAACUAUGCCGAUUUGUUCCGCUAUGCCGAUGUUAGUGUCGUUGCCAGUCUCAUCACCAAGAUGGCUAUUGACAAGGCUUUGAGCUCGACUCUCAACGAUGCACGUGAAGCCAUUGCCAAUAAAUGCGUUGAUAUUCUCACGGCCUACAAGACCAUGCUCAACAGCAACCAAGCUGGUGGUGGCAAUCAAAGCGCUCUAUCUACUUCGGUCACACUCUCACCCGCUGUUCCCAAACUGCUACUACCCGAGUCACUCAAGCAUCUCCCACUCUACGUAGUUGCCAUGGUCAAGAACAUUCGUAUGAAGACUGUUGACUUGGUCAGUUGCCUCAACUUCUUUUACCCGCAGUUUUACAACUUGCUCGCACCUGCAACCGAGCCAACCGCUCAAUCGGUGCCAACAACCCUCAAGCUGUCGUCUGACCAAUUGUCACGUGCCGGCGUCUUUGCGGUCAUCAAUGGUUACUCGAUCUUUAUCUAUGUCGGCGAGCAACUCGACCAACGCAUCUGCCACGAAAUCUUUGGCUGCGACUUUGCCUCUCUCGACCCACUCACCUUCCAAGACCUCCCCCUUCUCGACAAUGACGCCAACCGCUACGCCAGAAAGAUCAUUGAAAUGUCCAAGCAAUCCUACUCUGAAUAUAUGCGUAUGGUCCUCAUCAAAUCAAACGACCGUCAAAAAGGUCCCGAAUUCCAAUCUCUUCUCGUCGAAGAUAGAUCUCAAGAAGGUGGUUCCUACUAUGAAUUUAUUACUCAACUUCAAACAAGAGUUCAACAGAAAAAUUAA
Cavenderia fasciculata is the source of this 3102-nucleotide messenger RNA. RefSeq names its product putative transport protein (gene sec24). The transcript is spliced from 6 exons. NCBI's taxonomy places the organism in Eukaryota, Evosea, Eumycetozoa, Acytosteliales, Cavenderiaceae. Bases 1 to 3102 code for a protein of 1033 amino acids. Gene Ontology annotation, biological process: intracellular protein transport; COPII-coated vesicle cargo loading; endoplasmic reticulum to Golgi vesicle-mediated transport. The record is from RefSeq and is a predicted model, not a curated record. Gene Ontology annotation, molecular function: SNARE binding; zinc ion binding. Gene Ontology annotation, cellular component: endoplasmic reticulum exit site; COPII vesicle coat.